ACAGCGGUAGAGCCGGAGGGUGAGUGCGAUUCCAAAGGGUCAGGUCCCUAACAUGCUGGCCAGAGCAGGAAGGAGGCAACCUCCAAACUCCCAGGGGAAAGAACCAGGGAGCCCACCGGCAGCGCCUCGCACCUCGCCCUGACCACAGCACGUGCGCCCGGCCCGCCUCACACCCCGGUCCAGGAGGGGUCCCAGGGAACUCCCGGGGCGCUCGGGAGGGACGCCUGGGGCGGGGUGCGCAGGCGCGCUGAGGCCGCAAACCCCAAGGGGCGGGCGGGUGCGCGCGCUUCCUCGCGCACGCGCGCACGGAGGGGGCGACGGCCGCGCGGUGACGCUGCGGCGGCGGCGGGCGGGCGGUGGCGCGUGAGGCGCGCGAUCCCCGGUGUCUUGGGAGCAGUGCCCCGGCCCCCGCCGCCGCCAUGUCGGGCCGGUCGGUCCGGGCGGAGACCCGCAGCCGGGCAAAGGACGACAUCAAGAAGGUGAUGGCGGCCAUCGAGAAAGUGCGAAAAUGGGAGAAAAAGUGGGUGACUGUGGGUGACACUUCCCUGAGGAUAUUUAAGUGGGUUCCUGUGACAGACAGCAAGGAGAAAGAAAAGUCAAAAUCGAACAGUUCAGCAGCCCGAGAACCUAAUGGCUUUCCCUCUGAUGUCUCAGCCAAUUCCUCUCUCCUCCUUGAAUUUCAGGAUGAAAACAGCAACCAGAGUUCUGUGUCUGACGCCUACCAGCUCAAGGUGGACAGCAGCACCAACUCAAGCCCCAGCCCGCAGCAGAGUGAGUCCCUGAGCCCGGCACACACGUCCGACUUCCGCACAGACGACUCCCAGCCCCCAACCCUGGGUCAGGAGAUCCUGGAGGAGCCCUCCCUGCCCUCCUCGGAAGUUGCUGACGAACCUCCCACCCUCACCAAGGAAGAACCAGUUCCACUAGAGACACAGGUCGCCGAAGAGGAGGAAGACUCAGGUGCCCCACCCCUGAAGCGCUUCUGUGUGGACCAACCCACAGUGCCGCAGACGGCGUCAGAAAGCUAGCACCGUCACAGCCCUCCGCCUCCUGGCCCUGCCUCUAUUUAUUGCAUUCUGGUUCUGGCUGCGCUGUGUUGCUGGGGAAAGGGCAAGCACUGGGGUCGAGAGCCUGCACACAUGAGCCUUCCGGGCUGGAAGGCUGGCAUAGGAUUUGGGGCUGUCACGUCAUCUUCCCGUCCCUUGCACCUGUGUCUUCUUGCUCCCGAGAAGAGGAGCACUCACAUCUUUUGCACCCCAAGUUGGCUGGAGCAUUGGCCACCCCAGGAUUCAUCUGUCACCUCCAGGCAGCAGUCUCUGCUCCAGAACCUCUGGACUGAGCUGCUGGCAGCUUCCUUGAGAAGAGAGAUGUGGAAGGCGCCCUCCAGAAGAGAGAGUGCCUAGGGUUACUUGAACUUGAAUGAAGACUGUGGACUCCUGGACUUUCCCCUAGGGCUGGGGGCCCUGUAGGCUGCUGCUGGAGGAGGACUGUGUAGAGACGUUGGAGCGAAGGGAAGGGCUCUUCUCCACGAGGGCAGGGUCUGUCUAGAUUCUUGCUGUCCUGGCAAUUCCGCCCAUGCCUGAGGUGGUCCUGCCUCUCGUGGGCAGGCACCCUAGCUGCUGACAGUCCUUUGUGCCCACCGUCGCCGUCCCCUGCCCUCAGCACACAUGUCCGCACACAUGCAGCUUUCUCUGUUCUCACCUGUACUGUCAUUCCAGCAUCCCUGCCUCCUGCCACAAACUGCCCCAGCAAGAAUUUGAGGUUCUGACAACAGUACCCAUCCCCCACAGUACUCCUUCAGCUCGGUUUCUAGAAAGCUCCCUUUUCUUUGAAAUCUGCAUGUUGAAUUGAACUUUGUGAUUUUAUUUUUUGUUUCAAAAAAGUUUAAGAAAAUGGAAAUGGGCAACAGUGAGUGAAGACAUAUUUUAGCACUGAAUAGAAUAUUUUUAAAAUUAAACUAUUUGAAAUA
Callithrix jacchus (white-tufted-ear marmoset) is the source of this 1969-nucleotide messenger RNA. RefSeq names its product BAF chromatin remodeling complex subunit BCL7B (gene BCL7B). The record is from RefSeq and is a predicted model, not a curated record. Lineage: Eukaryota; Metazoa; Chordata; Mammalia; Primates; Cebidae.